Molecule: messenger RNA, 7723 nt
Organism: Macrosteles quadrilineatus (aster leafhopper)
Lineage: Eukaryota; Metazoa; Arthropoda; Insecta; Hemiptera; Cicadellidae
Gene: Dscam4
Product: cell adhesion molecule Dscam2
Exons: 41
Coding region: 151-6063 (1970 amino acids)
Biological process (GO): axon guidance; cell-cell adhesion
Cellular component (GO): plasma membrane; axon
Molecular function (GO): protein binding
Source: RefSeq, a predicted model, not a curated record
CGUGGUGGACUAACGUGCAACUCACCCCCCGCGGAUAUAUCAUCAUACCGGGAUGGCGCGAAUGCUACAUAGACAAAAUUGACAAGGAUUUUCCAUGAGGCUGUGCCUGAAAAGAACCAUUGAAAACAUAAGGAAUUGGAUGGAGUCGCUAUGAGUGGGUGGUCUGUCUGGAGCUGGUCCUUCCUGCUCCUGCCUGCCGUUCGAGGUGUGGGUCUGGACCUGCAGGGUCCGAGUUUCCUGAUAGAACCUCCGUAUAGGCUGGAGUUCUCUAACAGUUCUGGUGGACGUCUGGACUGCGCGGCCACGGGGAGUCCACAGCCUCACAUGGAGUGGACAUUGGGUGAUGGGUCGCCGGUGAGUCCUAUCCCUGAGCUGCGUCUAGUCUACCCCAACGGUUCCCUGGUGUUCCCCGCAUUCUCUGCAGACAGAUACCGCCACGAUGUUCACACCGCCACAUACCGCUGCAGAGCUAGGAACCAAGUAGGCCAGAUACUUAGCAGGGAUGUGCGAGUCAGAGCUGUGGUGAAGCAGAAGUACGACGUGCAAGUGUACGACGAGUACGUGAUCAGCGGCAACACAGCAGUACUGAGGUGUCAGGUGCCUAGCUACGUGUUGGAGUACAUCAUGGUCACGUCGUGGGUCCAGGACGGCAUCAUCAACAUCUACCCCAACACCGACACUGGAGGAAAGUAUGCAGUUCUGAGCAAUGGAGAUCUAUACAUCUACAACGCUGGGCCCAGUGAUGGGUACAAGAGUUACUCCUGCAGAACCGUACACAAGCUGACAGGAGAUGUUCAUGCAAGUGCUUAUCCUGGAAGGAUCAUCAUCACAGAGCCAAAGGGGAACGUUCAGCCAAGGAUAACUGUUGAAAAACACAGCAGGAAGAUUGCCAAGAUAGGAGAUGACGUUACAUUGGCUUGCGUCGCUCAGGGGUUCCCAGUGCCUACUUACAGAUGGUUCCGGGAGGAGCGAGAACAGUUGUCCCCUGUACCACUGGGGGACCGAGUGUCACUGUUGGCUGCGGGACUACUGAGGAUAUCCAAGGUGCGGCUGGAUGACCGCGGCAAGUAUCUUUGUUGGGUCAACAACUCUGCAGGAGAAGAAACCGUACAGGUCACGCUCACUGUUACAGCUCCCCUGACAGCUCAUAUCCAGCCCCAGUCGCAAGUAGUGGAUGUAGGCAAGCCAGCAGAGUUCCAGUGUAUCUCCGGGGGUUCUCCAGUGUCUAGGGUUGCAUGGUACAGAGACGGCCGGCCUCUAGCUACAGACGGCCGCGUGCAGGUUCUGACAGGUCCACCACCACUGGGAGAGAGACUGGUGGUGUCAACACUAACAAAGGAGGACCAUGGGAUGUACCAGUGCCUUGUCAGCAAUGACUGGGACAUGGCACAAGCUACGGCUGAACUUCAUCUGGGAGAUGCCAGUCCAGAGCUGGUGUACUGGUUCUCUGAACAGACUCUGCAGCCUGGGCCUGCUGUAUCUCUCAAGUGUGUGGCCACUGGCAAUCCUCCGCCUCAGUUUGUCUGGACUCUGGAUGGGUUUCCUAUCCCUGAAAACAGCAGGUACCUUGUAGGCCAGUACGUGACCAUACAUGAUGACGUGAUCAGUCACGUAAACAUCUCCCAUCUCAAACAGGAAGACGGAGGAGAGUACACUUGCACAGCCCGCAACAGUGUCGCUUCAGUGUCCCACAGUGCCAAGAUUAACGUUUAUGGUUUGCCAUACAUCCGGGAGAUGCCAAAGAUAACAGCCGUGGCUGGAAGUGACUUGAUCAUCAAAUGUCCAGUAGCAGGAUACCCCAUAGAGUCAAUCAGUUGGGAGCAAGAUGGCAACGUGCUGCCAGUCAACAGACGUCAGAGAGUGUAUGCCAAUGGUACUUUAGUGGUAGAGCAGGCCCAGAGACAUACAGACGCAGGCACUUACACCUGUCAGGCGAUGAACAGGCAACGCAAUUCCGCUCGCCGGGACGUGGAAGUGCAAGUGAUCGUGCCUCCAAAGAUCAUGCCUAUCCAGGCGAUGACGAACCUCCUCCGGGAAGGUAUGAGAGCCGCAAUAUCCUGCCAAAUCCUGGAAGGGGAUCUCCCCAUCACCUUCCGAUGGGAUCGUGACGGAGGCGCUCGGGAACUUGGGUCUGGCGCGAGCACGAGGAGAGUGGAUGAGUACUCAAGCUCCCUAGUGAUUGAGAGGGUCACGGCAGCACACACAGGAAACUACACCUGUAUAGCCUCCAAUGUGGCCGGCACGGAGAAGUUUACUGUACCUGUCACUGUUAAUGUGCCACCCCAUUGGACGGUGGAGCCAACAGAUGCUAACGUAGCGUCAGGCCAAGACGUGAUGUUACACUGCCAGGCUGACGGAUACCCACUUCCGACCAUACACUGGAAGAAGGCCGUAGGAGAACAUCCAGGAGAGUACAAAGACAUUCACUACAACUACGGAAGUGUGAACAUCAACUAUUACAGCAACGGAUCUUUGGAGUUUCAGAAAAUAAACAAAGACAGUGAAGGCCAUUACUUGUGUGAAGCUAAGAAUGAGAUUGGCACUGGAGUUAGCAAAGUCAUAUUUCUAAAAGUUAAUGCUCCAGCUAAUUUUCUCCAAAAGUCAAAACAGGUGCAAGUUGAAAAAGGUGAUCAAGCCCAUCUACAAUGCACAGUUCAGGGGGACAACCCUCUGGAGAUCAUUUGGAAAUCAGGAGGUCAACGGCUGUCUGAAGAUCUUGACUCGAGAUACUCAAUCCGGGAGCAGGUUUUGGAUGAUGGUUUCAUGUCAGAGCUCGGGAUCGCUCAAGCUUACCGUCACGACACAGGUGUUCUCACAUGUCUGGCUAGCAAUGCUUACGGUCAAGACGAGAUGACUAUCCAGCUAAUUGUGCAAGAAGUCCCUGAAAUGCCUAAGAACAUCCGAGUGAAUGAUCAGCACAGCAGAUCCCUGCAGUUGUCCUGGACACAUCCCUACGCUGGCAACAGUCCCAUCACCAGCUACAUAGUGCAGUACAAACUUGUCUCUGACAUGUGGCCAGUUCAGCCAGCCAAGGUGGUAGUCCCGGGAUCUCAGACAUCUGCUACUGUACAGAACCUCGCUCCUGCGCAGUCCUACCACUUCCGCAUCCUCGCUGAGAACCGUCUGGGCACCAGCGACCCUAGCGAGGUCAUCCAGGUUACCACCCAGGAGGAAGUGCCUAGUGGACCACCCCAUGACGUUCGUGCAAAGGCUAAGAGCUCCACGGAGAUUCUUUUGACAUGGAGUCCGCCAGACAGGGAAUUAUGGAACGGCAAUCUGCUGGGGUACUACGUAAGCUACGCGGAGGUGGCAGAGUCUACUACUACUGGUACUACAAACCCCACGACCACGGCUACUCAGGCAGCUGCUAACGUAAAGUCUGUGGAGGUAGGAGCCCAGUACGGAGGUGAGACUACACUGCAAGGUCUGAGUAUGUACACCACGUACAGCAUCACAGUACAAUCCUACAACAGUCGUGGUGCUGGUCCUGCUAGUUUACCUGUCACUGUCAGGACCCUGGAGGGAGUGCCGACUCUACCACCAGAGGGCGUGUCUUGUUCCGCACUGACGUCCCAGAGUCUGCAGGUUUGGUGGGAGCCUCCUCCACCAGAGGGGAGGAACGGGAUGGUCCAAGGAUACAAAGUCUCGUAUCAACCUGCAGAAGACUGGUAUGAGAAGAACGACAUGGAGACGAAGGUUACUAAUGCAUUGAGGACAACACUGCUGGGACUUCACAAGUACACCAACUACAGUGUGUCUGUGUUGACUUUUACGCAGAGUGGAGACGGAGUGCGCAGCACACCUGUAUACUGCAGAACUGAGGAAGACGUUCCAUCACCCCCAGCUGACAUCAAGGUAGCCAUGAGUUCUGUCAACAAGAUUGUGGUGUCGUGGCUUCCGCCGGACUUUAGGAACGGAGAACUCGUAGCUUACACCUUCUACAUGGGCAUUGUAGAGGAUGGGAAAGAGGAGGGGACUCACAAGCGUAUCCUCAGCCCAACCAGUGAGAUCCACGAGACAGUGAGACUGCAAGAGAGUGCCACAUAUCAGUUCUGGGUGACAGCCUCUACCAAGGUCGGGGAGGGUGAUAGUACCAGGGUCGUCACCAUCUCUCCUUCCACCAAGGUGCCAGCACGAAUCAUAUCAUUCAGUAGACAGAUCAUUACGCCAUGGAAGCAGAAUUUGACACUCGAAUGUAAAAAAGUUGGAUCUCCCCCUCCUACUUCAAUGUGGAAACUGCAUGGAAAAGUUCUUCAGACCAAUGGAAGAUACCAGGUAAGCAAGGAAGGUACCCUGCACAUUCGGGACAUACAACAUGGCGAUAGUGGCAACUACACGUGUCAUGUUGACAACACUCAUGGCAAAGAUGACAUCGUCUACACCGUACAUGUUAGAGUUCCCCCCGACCCCCCUGUGUUGAGUGUGGUGAGUUCAGAAGUUGACAGUCUUCAUCUCAAGUGGACCGACAAAGUGCAGAGGGACAUUCCUAUCUUAGGUUAUGUGAUCAACUACAAAAGGGACCACGGAGACUGGGAAGAGAUUCACAUAGAGUCCAAGGCCGACUCUCAUAUCUUGACCAACCUGUGGUGUGGAACAAGGUAUCAACUGUACAUCACUGCCUACAACAAGAUAGGGACUGGGCUGCCAUGUGAUAUUGUCAACACCUUCACUAAGGGAACAGCACCGGUGAUGCCCAAGGCAUCGCAGCUACUGACAGUCAACUCCACGGCAGUUACCGUGUGGCUAGACGCGUGGGGAGACGGAGGCUGUCCUAUCCUCUACUUCAUCGUAGAGUAUCGGGAAGAAGCCAGGGCAGACUGGACCUUGGUGUCCAACCACGUCCAGCCCACGGAGAGAGUUCACAGCAUCGGCAGUCUGGCGCCUGCUACCCGCUACUACCUCAAGGUGACGGCACACAACAACGCGGGGUCGAAGGUCGCCACUUACAACUUCACCACACUCACGCCUGAUGGAGCCACUAUCAUGCCAGAGCUGCUAAGCCCAGUGUCAUCCAACAAUGGUGCUCAUCUUUACACCAACCUCAAGAUUGUGGCUUGUGUCUUCCUACUUCUGGCCAUCCUCUCCUUGACUGCCUCAGCUGGCUUCUACUUCAGGAAAAGAAGACUGGACAAGAACAACCUGGCAGAGUCUGCGUCUGUGGCUCAAAUGCAGAAUCAACAGAACAGAGACCAGCAAUACGCAGUACACGGCGGACAGAGCGGCCAACUGUCACUGGACUCUGCCACAUACAAGACUGACUCAACAGGUACGGAGUACAUCGAGGACAUUUGUCCAUACGCAACAUUCCAGUUGUCCAAACAGCCUUACAGUGAGAGCACGUACAGUGGCAAUGUCUACAGUGGACCGUACCACUCUGUCAGAGGAUCGUUUGUCUACCACGAGCCCAAGACUACCACUGCCGACACCUACAAGCCUAAAUAUCAAAAGGAACCAGAGUACACUAAAGUAAGGAGAAAAGGAGGAAGACUGAGAGAUCCACACUCCGAGAGUCAAGAAUCAGACAACCUGGGCAGCACAGACUCUGAGGUGAAGAAGAUUCUAACGCUGCACCUGCCUAUUUCAGAGUACGAUACCCUCGGCUCAGACAGUGAGGGGGACACGGGACGACACAACUCUGCUAGUCAGGAGCUCGUGUCCUUCAGGCAUCGUAUGCCUCGAGAUGUGGGCAAGGGGGAUGAGGAGACAAGCUCUUCCUCAGAGACGUCGCCCAAUGGUGCAAGAAAGGCGUUGCCGCCCUCUCGCAAGUCCAAAGGCAAACAACAGCUGUUGGGCAAACGACCUGUGAAGAGCAGCAGUGGCUACUCGUCUCACACUGAGGAGACAACAUUCAGCACCGCAGACAUCCUGACGCCCCGCAGCGUUUGUUCCAGUUUCUCCGAGCGUAUCCAGCCUCCUUCGCGGUUCUCAGACUCUCGUUCGCACUCUAGAGAGUUGAGUGAAGCCGAGUGUGACAUGAAGAUGGGUCGAAGGUCGUCCAGGGGAAGUAUCGGGUCUAACCCUUCUCGGCUCACUAGAGAAACAAGCUUCCAGAUAGAUGUAUAGCCGCACCCCCUCUCCAGCCUAAGUAGUGGCUGGAAGAUAUGAUCUGCGUUGGUGGAUGAUGAAGCGAACAACUUGCUACUUGAAGUAGCAAACACGAGGGUUGGAGAGCUUACCUUUGUUAGAUGUUGCAACUUUGGUUCUGAAACUGUCUUUCUGUCCGGUUUCAACAUUUUAAAUAGUGUCUGUGGUGAUAUAUAAUGCAAUUUCAUGUUUCCACCUGGGCAGUAAGAUAAUCUGUGACUAAAUUCAAGAAAUUGAAUUGAAUGAGUAAAGAUAACUUUGCACAAUUUCCACAAGUGCCAUUUUGAAGCGAGUCUCAACAGUUCAAUUUCUGAAACAUUAUCUUAAGAGUCCAUUUUAUAUAGCAAGAUUUCAGACCCAAAGUUGCAACUUUAAAUAGGGGUAUUAAGUUUCACCUUACCAAACUAUACGCAGAUCUUGGUACAAAGAGUACCCCAACUACAAGACAUGAUUCAGUGCUUACCAGUGGAUUUAAGGUAAUAAACAUGUUUACUUUUAAAAGACUGCCCUACAGGGAACUUAGGAUAACCAAAAUGUUACCAAUGUUAGAUUUAAGAUUUAAGUGUCUCAUUUUUCUUUGAGACUGAUGACUGUGGCAAUAAGCAAUGCCACGAUCGAUUUUAAUCACUCUUCGGGUACUUUGUAAAAACCGAGUUCGUUAUUUUUAUAAAUAAUCAGGUUAACAAAAAUACUGCCUUCAGUUAGUAUAGAUUGUAAUUUUUAUAAUUUAUUACUAAGUGUGUUUUGUAAUGUGCCAAAUAAUGAAACCCAAUACUGCUAGUUCUUCAAACCUUUCAGAUCUUGAUAUCGAUGUUUUAUUACAAAAUUAUUCUAAACCCAACAUCAAAGUUCUUCCAAACAUUUUUUAUAAUAAAUUAUUAAUGUAUCUUCUUCCAAUAUUUUGUUUAUAUAAUACGGUUUUAUAAUUUGUAUACAUUCUAACAUGAUAUCGAAAUGUAAUAAACUAAAAAAAAAAUAUUUGCAUUUUGUAAUAUAUUAAAUAAUUACAGAUAGUUACCAAAUCUUAGGUUGUAAAUAGUGGCAUACCCCUGGUGUGCUUACAUAUCAAAGGAUGUUUUAUCUAUAAGUGUCUCGGAGGAAUGUUAUACUACUUGUUACGAUGGAAUAUUGAACGCUACAUUGCCGGAAUUAUCACAAUUUAUUCUCUGGCAAACUACACAGUUUCUCCUCGUCCUAGCUUUAUUUACAGAUGUUAAAGAAGUGUGUUAUAGGGGUUUAGCUCCAUUUUCUUAAAAGCGGUUAGUAAUUUGAUUUCUCCAUAUUGGGGUUUCUUUACCCCAAUAGUUUUGUUUUAACUUUAACUUUAAACGUUUGUAAAUCUUAAAAACAAUCAUCACCAUAGGCACAACUACACAUACCAGCUCUACAGUAUUUUUUCCGUUACUUAAAUGGAGCUAGUCACCUAAACCACGACUUCUUGCAGUGUUUAUUUGUCAGUUGUAACCAGCAAAUGCCGUAAAUGUAGACUAUUUGAUGUUACCGUUGACCAUAUUACUAUUUGUAAGGAUUGUUAAAGGGUCGAGUGCGACUGCACUUUGGUUAGAGCUCCAUGAUGAAACUAGUACCUAAAAAUGACUGUAAGUUUUGUUAAUAUUAAUAAAGAAUAUGUUUAGUUAAA